This is a messenger RNA of Ricinus communis (castor bean), 2406 nucleotides long. RefSeq names its product lupeol synthase. NCBI's taxonomy places the organism in Eukaryota, Viridiplantae, Streptophyta, Magnoliopsida, Malpighiales, Euphorbiaceae. Gene Ontology annotation, molecular function: beta-amyrin synthase activity. The record is from RefSeq and is marked provisional. Gene Ontology annotation, cellular component: lipid droplet. Gene Ontology annotation, biological process: triterpenoid biosynthetic process.
AUAUACCACUAAUCUCAUGCAAAGAGGAUGUGGCGAAUUAAAAUAGCUGAGGGAGGAAAUAACCCUUAUAUUUAUAGCACAAACAAUUUUCAGGGAAGGCAAAUUUGGGUAUUUGAUCCUAAUGCUGGUACUCCUGAAGAACAAGCCGAGGUUGAAGAAGCUCGUCAAAACUUCUGGAAAAAUCGAUUUCAGGUCAAGCCUAACUCUGAUCUCCUUUGGCAACUCCAGUUUCUAAGGGAGAAAAAUUUUAAGCAAAAAAUUCCAAAAGUAAAGGUUGAAGAUGGCGAGGAAAUCACAAGUGAAAUAGCUGCAGCCGCUUUGAGGAGAAGCGUCCACUUGUUUUCGGCCUUGCAGGCAAGCGAUGGCCAUUGGUGUGCAGAAAAUGGAGGCCUGCUGUUCUUUUUGCCUCCCUUGGUUUUUGCUGUCUACAUUACAGGACACCUUAAUACUGUAUUUUCUCCAGAGCAUCGCAAAGAAAUCCUCCGUUACAUAUACUGUCAUCAGAAUGAGGAUGGUGGAUGGGGAAUACACAUUGAAGGUCACAGCACUAUGUUUUGCACAGUUCUUAAUUAUAUAUGUAUGCGUAUACUUGGUGAAGCACGUGAUGGUGGAAUAGAAAAUGCUUGUGAAAGAGGGCGAAAAUGGAUACUCGAUCAUGGUGGUGCAACUGGUAUAUCUUCUUGGGGAAAGACAUGGCUUUCGAUACUUGGUGUGUACGAGUGGGAUGGGACCAAUCCCAUGCCCCCAGAGUUUUGGGCCUUUCCAUCUUCUUUUCCCUUACACCCAGCAAAAAUGUUUUGUUACUGUCGGAUCACUUACAUGCCAAUGUCGUACUUGUACGGGAAGAGGUUUGUUGGUCCAAUCACACCACUCAUUCUACAAAUAAGAGAAGAAAUCUAUAAUGAACCUUACAACAAAAUCAAGUGGAAUAGUGUGCGUCAUUUAUGUGCAAAGGAAGACAACUAUUUUCCACAUCCAACGAUACAGAAACUGUUAUGGGAUGCUCUGUAUACAUUUAGCGAGCCUCUAUUCUCUCGUUGGCCCUUCAACAAAUUGAGAGAGAAGGUUCUCAAGAUAACAAUGGAUCACAUUCAUUAUGAAGAUCACAACAGUCGGUACAUCACUAUUGGAUGCGUUGAGAAGCCGUUAUGCAUGCUUGCCUGUUGGAUUGAAGAUCCUCAUGGGGAAGCGUUUAAGAAGCACCUUGCCAGAAUUGCAGAUUACAUAUGGGUUGGAGAAGAUGGAAUAAAGAUGCAGAGUUUCGGAAGUCAAACAUGGGACACAAGUCUAGCUCUUCAGGCCCUGAUAGCUAGCGACCUCUCUCAUGAAAUAGGACCUACACUAAAACAAGGACACGUCUUCACGAAGAAUUCUCAGGCAACUGAGAACCCUUCGGGCGACUUCAGAAAAAUGUUUCGUCAUAUCUCCAAAGGAGCUUGGACAUUCUCUGAUAAAGAUCAAGGAUGGCAAGUUUCUGAUUGUACAGCAGAAAGCUUGAAGUGCUGCCUACUUUUCUCAAUGAUGCCUCCCGAAAUUGUUGGUGAGAAAAUGGAACCUGAAAAGGUCUAUGAUUCAGUCAAUGUCAUACUUUCUCUUCAGAGCCAAAAUGGUGGUUUCACAGCUUGGGAGCCAGCAAGAGCAGGAUCAUGGAUGGAGUGGCUCAACCCUGUAGAGUUCAUGGAGGAUCUUGUCGUUGAGCACGAGUAUGUGGAGUGCACUUCAUCAGCAAUCCAAGCACUAGUUCUUUUUAAAAAAUUAUAUCCCCGACACAGGAACAAAGAGAUUGAAAAUUGUAUCAUAAAUGCUGCGCAGUUCAUUGAAAAUAUACAAGAACCUGAUGGUUCAUGGUAUGGAAAUUGGGGGAUAUGCUUCUCUUAUGGUACCUGGUUUGCACUGAAAGGAUUAGCUGCUGCUGGAAGGACAUAUGAAAAUUGUUCUGCUAUUCGUAAAGGUGUUGAUUUUCUACUAAAAUCACAAAGAGAUGAUGGUGGAUGGGCAGAGAGUUAUCUUUCAUGUCCAAAGAAGGUGUAUGUUCCUUUUGAGGGUAAUCGAUCAAAUCUAGUUCAAACUGCUUGGGCAAUGAUGGGUUUGAUUUAUGGAGGACAGGCCAAAAGAGACCCUAUGCCUCUUCAUCGCGCUGCAAAGUUAUUAAUUAAUUCUCAAACAGAUCUUGGUGAUUUUCCUCAACAGGAACUUACAGGAGCAUUCAUGAGGAAUUGCAUGCUGCACUAUGCACUAUUUAGGAAUACUUUUCCCAUUUGGGCUUUGGCAGAAUAUCGGCGACAUGUCUUAUUCCCUUCUGCUGGAUUUGGUUUUGGAUUCACCAAUAAUUUAUGAGUGAUGAACUCAGUCUAUGUACUUAAUUAAUUUGUUUUAAUUGACUACCAAUAAUCGGUAUUUCUACAA